Messenger RNA from Dovyalis caffra, 1920 nucleotides. The record is from the annotation of a GenBank genome assembly. NCBI's taxonomy places the organism in Eukaryota, Viridiplantae, Streptophyta, Magnoliopsida, Malpighiales, Salicaceae.
AUGAACAGCAUUGAAGUUGCAGAUUUUCCCUUGACUGGGCGGAUGGUAGUUAGAUGGAGGAUUGGCCCAUUCAGAGAAUGGGCUGAGUACAUGGAAGAGAGGAAAAGGCAGCCUCUUUAUUGGAAAGAGGCCGUGUGGGCAUUUGGGUGGAAAAUGAGUGCAGGGCAUAGUAUAAGAAUGAUUGUGCUUGGGAUAAAGAAGGCGAGAGAUAAAGAAGAAGAACCAAUAUUGAGAAUUAGGAAGGGUGUUACCAUUACCGAUUGUAACCUCCAAGUCAUCUCGCUUGCUAGAUUGUUACAAGCAAAAGAUCUAAAAUUUGAAGAGACUCGUUGUAAUGUUCCCGAAAGUGUACUUCGCUCAAAGCUAGCACUGCGUUCUGCUUCAGAAAAGGAGUCACCUUAUGGAGCAGCCAUGAGUGGAGAUUGGAAAAGGAUGAUUAAACACUACAUGUCGAAUGCCUCAGAUUUGCUCGUUCCAAUUACAUAUGGAAAUACGGUUCUUCACGAGGCAACCAUCUAUCGGAAUUUUGAGGCAGUAAAACUAUCGGUGCAACGUUGUCCAGACCUAGUUUCCAUUAGGAAUGAUAGCGGUGAAACCCCAUUGUUUAAAGCUGCUGAAUUUGCUGAGGCAGAAAUGGUGAAGUUCUUGCUUCAGUUACCAACAAAAAAUAUGGUGGAUGAUGAUGGCUGCAUAGAAUCAAUUCACCGCCAAAGAUCAUCAGAUCAUCUCUCCAAUAUCCUUAGCGCUGCUAUCCUAGGGCAACGCUAUGAAACAGCUUUGAUGUUGCUAGAACUGGAUGAAUCGCUCCACAGCUUGAAGGACAAACACGGCAUAACUGCUCUUCAACUUCUAGCUCUCACCCCAUCUGCUUUUAAGAGUGGAUAUCCCAUGACUAUACAUGAAAGACUCCACUACUGUUGUGCGUAUACACCAACCGCUCGCCUUCCUGUUACACGUCGCCACAAGGUAAAUAAAUUGCAGGAAGAAACUUCGGGGUUGGGAGAUCUGGAGAGCGGUUUGGGGAGGAAAGUCCUUAUUACAGAGAGAGAUCAGCUGGCUAUGGAUUCUAAAUCAAAAAGGAACUCACCUUAUGGAGCAGCCACCAGUGGAGAUUGGGAAAGCAUGAUUGAACACUAUGAAUCGAAUGCCCCAGAUUUGCUCGCUCCAUUUACGUUCUCUAGGGAUACUGCACUUCAUAUAGCAGUGUGCAGCAAAAAAGAGCAACCACUUAAAGCUUUACUUCAUAUUUUAUGCACUACUACUGCUAUUACCAUUGCUAGACAAAAAGAUCUCUUGAGAAGUCAAAACAGUCAUGGAAAUACGGUUCUUCACCAUGCAACCAUCUAUGGAAAUUUUGAGGCAGUAAAACUAUUGGUGGAAAGUUAUCCAGACCUAGUUUCCAUUACAAAUAAUUCCGGUGAAACCCCAUUGUUUACAGCUGCUGAAUUUGCUGACGCAGAUAUAGUGAGGCUCUUGCUUGAGUCACUAUCAGGACAAACAGUGGAUCAUCGUCUCCGCUGCCUACCUUCAAUUCACCGCCAACGAUCAGUUGAUCGACUCUCCAUCCUCAGCGCUGCCAUCUUAGGGCAACACUUUGAAACAGCUUUGGUGUUGCUAAAAGUGGAUAAAUCACUCCACAUCUUGGAGGACGAUAAGGGCAUAACUGCUCUUCAACUUCUAGCCCACAUCCCAUCUGCUUUUAAGAGCCUUCCUGUUACAAUUCGCCUCAAGGUAAAAAAAUUGCAGGAAGAAGCUUUGGGCCACGCAAGGCAGGCAGAGCCGACAGAUCUGGAGAGCGGUUUGGGGAGGAACCGAAGAGGCGGUCCACUCAACUAUUUAAAUGUCCGUAUUAAAGGUAUUAAGCCUUGGUUCUUUUGGUGUAUUAUAAAGCUAUAUCGUGGCCAGAUCAACUCCUCCUGA